UGAACAUUGAUGGUGAAUUGGCUGACACUGCUUGGGUGUUCAAAGGGAUUCUGGCACGCAUUGUAAGUUUUCGUUUUAACCAAAGUAAUCAGAGUCGCGGCCCUAAAAAGAUAUAUUAUUCACUUUUCAGAGGCAGUGCCAUCGUUAUUGACCUUACAUACCUGGUUUUAUGCCUAUUAAUUUUUUGUUACAUACGGAAGAAGAGACUUCUGCAAGCCUGGCCAGGCUGGUCAGGAGAAUGUCUCCUGCAAUGGGGCCAGUUUGUUAAACUAGCUCUUCCAGGAGCACUUAUGAUUUUAUUUGACUGGGGAUCAGCGGAGACCGGAGUGUUUUUAAUGGGAUUAGUUGGUAAGGUCGAGGUAGGAACACAGAGUGUGAUUUUCAAUCUCGUUUCCACCUUGUUCAUGGUAUCACUCAGUUUUAACAUUGCUGCGUCCGUAAAAGUUGGAAGCUACCUUGGGUCUGGUGAACCGCAGAAAGCUAUUGACUGUUCAAAAGUAGCUGUUUUUUUAUUUU
Rhopilema esculentum is the source of this 516-nucleotide messenger RNA. The record is from RefSeq and is a predicted model, not a curated record. NCBI's taxonomy places the organism in Eukaryota, Metazoa, Cnidaria, Scyphozoa, Rhizostomeae, Rhizostomatidae.